GUAGUAUACAGGUAUACUGUCAUAAUUUAUUUUUGUAUAAACGGAAGUGUCUCUUUUUAAUUACUUGCUCAAGUUAUGGAACAACCAAACAAAAAUGCCUCGGAAGGCAUAGUGCCAUUGGGAAUAACUCCACUGAAUGAUUCAAACUCUGAACUGAACCAGCCAAAAUCUGAACAUGAAUGCCCAAUAUGCUGUCAUUGGUUGAGAGAUCCAGUGCAAACCUCAUGUGGACACAGGUUCUGCAUUGAUUGCAUAGUGCCUUGGAUCAAGAACAGUGGUUAUUGUCCAUUGGAUAAUGACAAGCUGGGCAUGGAGAAUAUAUUCCCAGACAACUUUGUCAAACGAGAGAUACUGAAUCUCACAUUGAGUUGUCCAAAUAGUAGCAAAGGUUGUAAAGCAACCGUCAGUCCUCUGGACUUUGAGUCCCACCUAGAGUCAUGCAAGUACAAUCUUCCGCAGACAUCUUCACAGCCCGAGAUCCGGGUGCCAUGCUCUUUCCAUGCGGUCGGCUGCAAGGAAACAUUUAACACUGAAAAUGAUAUGAGCAAUCAUUUGAACAAUGACACACAGAAUCAUUUAAGUUACCUAAUGAACGCAUACUCAGAGUUAAAGAUGAGCAAUGACAUGUCUAAUGCAAACAUCGACGCUAAAGAGCAAGAAGCGAUGGUGCUGUGGGACGCACCCGAUAAAAACAAUCCGGAGGCAUCCUCGGCGCCACUCAACAACACCAGCGCCCUAAUCAGGUCAGUCUUUGAACGAGUCGUUAUAUUAGAACAGAGAAACCGCGAGCAGGCGAUCUGUAUCGCCAAUUUGACCAAAAAAGUGGAUGUACUGUCCGCACUUACUAACUAUAACCACGUGCGCUACUGCAUGGGCAAUUAUAUAUGGAAAAUAGAAUGCUUCAAGGACAGACUGCAAAAGAUGUCACAGAACCACAACAGUAUGCUGUACAGUCCUGGAUUUUAUACGUCGCCUUAUGGUUACCGAUUCUGCCUGCGUCUCAACAUAUCACCACAAAAUCCUCAGUGCUUUGCUCUCCACGUGCAUAUGAUGAGAUCAGAACACGACAACUCUCUGGAAUGGCCGUUCAACGGUCGCAUAUCAUUCGCCAUGAUCAACCAAUAUGACUCUGAUAAAACGCAGAAGGACACAAUGAUGUCUAUAUCUCAUCUAACGGCGUUCAAGAAACCCACGCUGGAUAUAUGCCCUAGAGGCUUCGGGUAUACUACGUACGCGAUGAUCGAGGAUGUUGUAGACAAUGGUUUUGUGAAGGAUGACACUUUAAUAAUUAGGGUACAGAUCAAAUGUGUAUGACAUGAGGAGUGAAUAUUUUUUUAAUACUGGGUAUGAGAAAUGACCUCCGCAUGGAAAAUCGAAGACAUAAUUAUAUAUAUUUAUAUGAGGACCCUUAUUGCAGAUCGAAAAAAUUACUAUUUCUGG
Messenger RNA from Achroia grisella, 1440 nucleotides. It is a transcript of the gene Traf6, whose product is annotated as TNF receptor-associated factor 6. The coding region runs from base 76 to 1314 and encodes 412 amino acids. Gene Ontology annotation, molecular function: zinc ion binding; protein binding. The transcript is spliced from 8 exons. Gene Ontology annotation, biological process: tumor necrosis factor-mediated signaling pathway; positive regulation of JNK cascade; regulation of apoptotic process. The record is from RefSeq and is a predicted model, not a curated record. NCBI's taxonomy places the organism in Eukaryota, Metazoa, Arthropoda, Insecta, Lepidoptera, Pyralidae. Gene Ontology annotation, cellular component: plasma membrane signaling receptor complex.